UUUGAGCAGGGGAGGAAUCUGCUUUUUUUUAACUCGGCCGUCACCGGAAGAGGGCUAGAUGUGCGACGGGUUUUACUGCCUGAGCUAGCGGGCCGGGAAAAGUAUAAUCUGCUAACCGCAACCUGUGUUCCUGUUGCAGCUAGUGAUAGCGAUCGGAACACCAAAGAUUUGAUUUAAGAUGGCGCUGAACCCUCAGUACGAAGAAAUAGGCAAGGGGUUCGUCACCCAGUACUAUGCCUUGUUUGAUGACUCAGCACGCCGCUCCAGCUUAGUCAAUCUGUACAACGCCGAACUAUCCUUUAUGACCUUUGAAGGGCAGCAAAUUCAGGGAGCAGCUAAAAUUUUAGAAAAACUACAGAGUCUCGCCUUUCAAAACAUUAACCGUGUGCUAACAGCCGUCGAUUCCCAGCCUAUGUUUGACGGUGGUGUGCUGAUCAAUGUGCUCGGAAGACUUCAAUGUGACGACGAUCCUCCUCACGCGUAUUCACAAACAUUUGUGCUGAAACCGAUAGGCACGUCAUUUUUUUGUGCUCAUGAUAUUUUCCGGCUUAAUAUCCAUAAUUCGGCGUAGAAGUAUUUGAUUAGCUAUUGCAACACAAUGUUUUAUUGAAGCUCUUUAAAAAGUUGGAACGGUUCCGAAUCUGAUAUUGCUACGACAGAUAACCCAAUAUUGUGUUUGUUCGAAAACAUUGCACUGCGACAUGCUCCGACAGGUUAAUUUUUACACACCUUUCGUUCUUUAACCUUUCUGUCAGGCAACAGAUGUUUUACAGACAAAAUGGAAAAGGAAGUGGAGGCAGUGUUUUAUACGAUUAUUAUGAUUUGAAGAAUGGCUUUAUAGAUCAAUAUCGUGUACUUCAUCAUCUGAACAGGGAACAUGUGCUGCGCUGGAUUGCGGCUCGGCACAAUACGAGAAAUUUAGUAUCGUGGCCAUUGCUAAUUACAUGCAUGUUAGCCUUUUGUGUUUUGAAUAAAAUAAACGCUUAACCAAAAAACCGUAAA
Messenger RNA from Anopheles aquasalis, 1002 nucleotides. RefSeq names its product probable nuclear transport factor 2. The record is from RefSeq and is a predicted model, not a curated record. Gene Ontology annotation, biological process: nucleocytoplasmic transport. NCBI's taxonomy places the organism in Eukaryota, Metazoa, Arthropoda, Insecta, Diptera, Culicidae.